GUUCCAGCACGCGAAUCCUGCCGCAAGGAUGCCCGUGAACGCUGCUCCACCGCCACCGUCGGAAAAUCCAGUCAAGGGGAAAGCGAAGGGGAACAGCCGGGGAAAGGGAAAGUGCCAUCGCCACAUCGCAUUGUGCCACAUUUAAAAAUGAAAACAGCAGACGGUGGAAGGAAACGAAUGAAGUGAAGGCCCAAGCCAAAAGCCGUUUAAUAACUAAAUCCCACGGAGCCAUCGUUGGUCACGUUUCGAGACGGAUACACAAAAUGCCUCUCCUCUCUCCGCGUAUCCUUCGUGAUGAUGUUGUUGUCGUUGUGGUGUCUGUGUGUGUGUGCCCCAGUGUGUGUGAGUGCCUCAGUGUGUGAGUGUGCAUACCUAUAGGGCUCUGGCUGGCACCUAAUGUGGCCAACAUACACACACACACAUUGCCGAGUUUAAUAAUACAAAGCCCUCGUCGUCCUUGUCGCUCGCCAUCGCUGUCAUCAUCGUCGUGUGCGUGUCCGCAUCCACAUCCGCAUCCGCAUCCGCGUUCGCAUCCGCAUCCGCAGCCGUGUCCAUGUGUCCGCUUCCGCUGAACGGAUAUAUUUUCGAAAUCCGCGCUAUUAAGCCACGCACACCCAAGUAAGCCAAGUAAGCCAGACCAAAAAUAGACCUUAUUUUUUGUGGCAUUGUUGAGAACGGAUUGAUUGGUGAACUUUUCCGAUUCUGAUUGGUGAAUUGUGUGCGGCAUUGUUGAGUGCUGGUUAUUGUGCAACUGUUGAAUGAGUAAUGCUUAAGGAGCCGCCUAAUUAUUGCGCAUUGCGCAAUCAAGAUAUAACGCAGUAAAAUCAAGCUCAAGGAUAGCAAGGAUCACGAGCCAGGAUUCAGGCAUUAGGUUUCCGGAUUCCGGAGGAGAGGAUGACGCUGGUGUCAUUUGGAAGUCAUAGCGGAGACCCAUUAUUAAACCUUAAACCGUAAACGGAGCAAAUACAACACCCCGGAGGAGCAGAGGACUCCUUCGUCCUGAUCAGAGUAGCAGCAGCAGUCCGAGUGGAGAGCAUAAACCAUGUGGACAUCGGACAGCCCGGGAGCCCUGAAAGCGAUUUGCCUGGUGCCGCUGUGGCUGCUCCUGCUCCUCGAUUGCGGCCUGGUCAGCGGCGAGGUGCCACCGCACUACUGGGAAACCCCAUACUCGCAGCCCUACUUCGACAACUCCUCGAGGCGCGAGGUCACCGCAACCGUGGGUCAGGCGGCCCUGCUGCACUGCCGCGUGCGGAAUCUGGGCGAUCGAGCGGUGUCCUGGAUAAGGAAGCGCGACCUCCACAUCCUCACAGUGGGCAUACUCACCUACACCAACGACCAGCGCUUCCAGUCGCUGCAUUCCGAGGGUUCCGACGAGUGGACGUUGCGCAUCUCAUCGCCACAGCCGAGGGAUUCGGGCACCUACGAGUGCCAGGUGUCCACCGAGCCGAAGAUCAGCCAGGGAUUCCGCCUCAACGUGGUGGUGUCGCGGGCCAAGAUCCUGGGCAACGCAGAGCUCUUCAUCAAGAGCGGCAGCGACAUCAAUCUCACCUGCCUGGCGAUGCAGUCGCCGGUGCCGCCAUCGUUCAUCUACUGGUACAAGGGCAAGCGGGUCAUGAAUUACUCGCAGCGCGGUGGCAUCAACGUCAUCACGGAGCGUUCCACGCGGACCAGCAAGCUGCUCAUCGCCAAGGCCACGCCGGCGGAUUCGGGCAACUACACCUGCUCCCCGAGCAGCUCAGAUUCCGCCUCGGUGGUGGUGCACGUCAUCAACGGGGAGCAUCCGGCCGCCAUGCAGCACGGCAACAGCAGCGCCAGCUGGCUGCGCCCCCUUCCGGCCACGUCCGUGCCUUUCGUCCUUGCCACCAGGAUCUCGAUGACGGUGGCGGCUGUCGCCUGGAACUGCAACUUCAACGGCAACUGGAACUGGAACUGGAGACCCGACUUGAGCUGGCACUGGAAUUUGCAUUGGAACUGGAGCAACAUGGCCAACAGUCUGUUGGGCAUCUGGAGCUGGAGCUGAUGCGGCCUAAGCAAUCGCCAAUCCAAAUCGCUGAGCAACAGUCCCGGCCAAGUUGGGACUGAAGAACCGCUCCUCCCCAGGUGCAUUUAAUGAGGGCGGAGGAGCGUCUUACGAACUAGUGUACAUAUACAGUGUGUCCUUUAACGAGUAUUAUCUAUAAGACAUCCCCGAGCAGGCAGGCAGUAUUACGAGAGAGAAGUUUUAAUCAACCACAGUCAACAGUACGAGUCCAGGCAAAAAAGCAGCACUAUCCAUACCCAGAGAAAUUAACAAUGCCUAAAAUAAUAGCAGCUGUUUUUCAUUCAUCCCACAAAAAAAAAAUCAGUGUUGUCAUUGUAUUUCAUUUGAAAUUCAUUUGGCUUAACCCAGGUUUAUAAUCACCACAGACUGGCCAAAAGUCAGCAAUUAUUGAAAACCUUUCGGUUUACAGUAUCAUUUUGGGUUCACUGAAGUAGAAAUGUCCGAUUGUAUAUAUACAAUACACAAACAUCAAUAUUUUAGGCCCUCGAUUGUUUAUUUAUUUAUACAAUAAUCAUACACCCUGCACGAGGAGAAGUGAAGAAAGGAGAUUUGGGGAAGAAAGCCCCGGCUAUAUAUAGAUGGUUAUUCAGUGUAUAUGGAUAAGUUUUUAUCUGGUUGUCAGCCGCGAAAUUGUUCUACGUAGUCCAUCAUCUAGUUACUGUGUAAAAUAUUCAUACUUGAUAAUUGUACAUUUAGAGGUCGGUUUUAAGCGGUCUUGAUAAGACUUUUAAGCAGUAAGAGCGAACGGAUCAACGAUCCGAACUCGGUUCAACCAAAAAGAUAGUAAAUGAAAUUACAGAAAUUAUUAAACUAACGAAAAAUGGUAAAUUAUUAAUGAUAAAUGGUAAUUGAAGCUAACCUAAGCAGAGUCGAGUAUGUUUUUCUGUUUAAACAAUGCAAAAAUAAACGAAAAAUGUUUCU
Drosophila subpulchrella is the source of this 2962-nucleotide messenger RNA. It is a transcript of the gene dpr4, whose product is annotated as limbic system-associated membrane protein. Lineage: Eukaryota; Metazoa; Arthropoda; Insecta; Diptera; Drosophilidae. The record is from RefSeq and is a predicted model, not a curated record. Bases 1043 to 2020 code for a protein of 325 amino acids. The transcript is spliced from 6 exons. Gene Ontology annotation, biological process: synapse organization. Gene Ontology annotation, cellular component: neuron projection membrane.